AUUGUGCAAAACGCAUUGUCUUCUAGUUUGAGAAAAGCUUCUUAUUGUCUGGUUAGAUUUGUUUGCAGAGUCAUUGAACAAGCCAACACGAUGCUCAACCGCAUGGAACACCGCGGAGCGUGUGGAUGCGACGACGAGACUGGUGACGGUGCGGGCGUCAUGACUGGCAUCCCCUACGAACUCUACGCACGCUUCGCCAAAGAGGCUGGCUUAGAGCUGCCACCGCUGGGGGAGUUCGCUGUCGGAAUGAUUUUUGUCAAUGACAAGGACAAGGUUGAGGAAGUAAUGCAACGCUUUGAAGUGUACGCUAACGACUGCGAAAUGCGGGUGCUAUUCUGGCGGAAGGCGGACGUGAACAACUCUCGAAUCGGCACGGUUGCCGCAUCCGCAGAGCCAGUCACUAUUCAGGGCAUGUUUACGAGCCGUCAGCUGUGGGACUACUACGAGGAUCUGCAAUCCCCAGACUUCAAGACGCACUUCGCCAUCGUGCACAAUCGGUUUUCAACGAACACCUUCCCCUCGUGGUCGCGUGCUCACCCUCAGCGCAUGAUGGCGCACAAUGGAGAAAUCAACACGCUUCGGGGCAACGUGAACUAUGCCAAGGCUCGCCAGGCCCUCAUGGAGAGCACUAGAUUCGGCCCGAGGCUGAAGCAACUCUUCCCCAUCAUCGAGAGCGGAAUGUCCGAUUCGGGGUGCUUCGACAACCUCCUCGAGUUCCUCUGCUACAGCAGCACUCGAUCGCUGCCCGAGGUGGUUAUCUCGAUGAUCCCCGAGGCCUGGCACGACGACAAAUCGAUGCCCGAGCACAAACGCAACUUCUACAAGUGGGCCGCCAGCCUCCUUGAACCCUGGGAUGGACCUGCUUUGAUUGUCUUCUCCGACGGCCGUUACAUCGGCGCCAUUUUGGACCGGAACGGUCUCCGACCUGCUCGCUACUACGCCACCACCGACGGCAUGAUCUACAUGUCCUCCGAGGUGGGUGUUGUGGACCUGCCCGACGCAGUCGGCGUGAAGGCCAAGGGACGCCUGAAGCCAGGUCGUCUGUUGAUCGUCGACACCCAGGCUGGCGAACUCCUCAACGACGAGCAGCUGAAGGAGGAAAUCGCCUCGCGUUACCCCGUCUACGACUGGGUCCGGGAAGGGGUGAGUGAGCUGUCUGGCAGAAUGUCCCUACUUUCCACGCCUCCUUUUUCGUUGGGACUUGAAAUGGGCACGUCGUUUGUUGACGACCACCGUCUUCCGCUCUUCGGCUUCACUCCUGAGAACAUCAACAUGCUCCUCGUCCCUAUGCUCACGAACAAGAAAGAAGCUCUCGGCUCAAUGGGCAACGAUGCGCCACUCGCGUGCGUUUCCGAGUUCGACCCCCUGGUCUAUGAGUACUUCAAGCAGCUUUUCGCACAGGUCACAAAUCCGCCGAUUGAUCCGUUCCGCGAGAGGAUCGUCAUGUCACUGGAGUGCCCAAUCGGACCGGAGGCGAAUGUCUUAGAACCAAGUCCAGAACAGGCCCACCGUCUCUGGCUCAAGCAGCCGAUUCUUUCGCUUGCCGACAUUUUCACCAUCACUGGGAGCACCCGGAAGGCGGACUUGGGCGACCUGCUGCGCAGGAGCCUCGACGACCUCUGCAGAGGCGCGGAGACGGCCGUGCGUGAUGACGGCGUCAGCCUCAUCAUCAUCAGCGACAGGCGGGUGGGACCGGACACCGUCCCGGUGCCCUCUUUGCUGGCACUCGGCGCUGUCCAUCAACACCUGCUCAAGUUGGAUCUGCGCAUGAAAUGCGGUCUCAUUGUGGAAAGUGGCGAAGCCAGGGAAAUUCAUCACUUCUGCGCUCUGCUGAGCUUCGGCGCCGAUGCCAUCUGUCCGUACAUGGUCUUCGAGUUGUUGCAGCGUCUGCGUGCAGAGGGCAUGCUCACACCAACUGGUAAUUACGUCAAAGCCGUCGAGAAGGGCAUUCUAAAGGUCAUGGCCAAAAUGGGCAUCUCCACCCUCCAAUCGUACAAGGCGGCGCAAAUCUUCGAGGCCGUGGGUCUCGCACAGGAGGUCAUAGACAAGUGCUUCACUGGAACUGUCUCGCGCAUUUCCGGAGCCGGCUUCGACGUCCUCGCGGCGGAGGUGUGUUCGCGGCACGCCAAGGCCUUCCGUCUGGUGCACACCGCCAACGGCAUCAACUCGCCGCUGGAUUCUGGUCUGUUCUCUCGCAAUCCCGGCUUCUACCACUGGCGUGUGGGAGGCGAGGAACACAUGAACAAUCCCACCACCGUUGCCAAACUUCAGGCAGCCGCACGCAACAACAGUCGAGAGGCCUUCCGUCAGUUCUCCGAAGCAGCCGACGCGAGCGCACGCAAAUGCACCCUGCGUGGCCAGCUGGAGUUCAAGUUUGCCGAGAAGCCCAUCUCACUAGACCUGGUGGAGCCCGCAUCGGAGAUUGUGAAGAAAUUCGCCACGGGAGCAAUGAGUCUGGGCUCGAUCUCGGCGGAGACGCACAGCGCUCUGGCCAAGGCGAUGAACAGCAUCGGCGGUCGCUCCAACACCGGUGAGGGCGGCGAACUGCCCGAACGCUACCUCGACCCGGCCCUCAGCUCGUCAAUCAAGCAGGUGGCUUCGGCGCGUUUCGGCGUGAACAGUUCGUACUUGGCGCACGCGGAGAUGCUGCAGAUUAAGAUGGCACAGGGCGCCAAACCGGGCGAGGGCGGGGAAUUGCCGGGUCACAAGGUCACCGCGGAGAUCGCGCGACUUCGUCACUCCGUCGAGGGCGUGGGUCUCAUCUCGCCACCGCCGCACCACGACAUCUACUCCAUCGAAGAUCUGGCUCAGCUCAUCUACGACCUGAAGGCAGCCAAUCCAAUAGCCGUGGUUAGCGUCAAGUUGGUUUCCGAAGUUGGCGUCGGCGUCAUCGCGUCUGGAGUUGCAAAGGCGCAUGCCGCACACAUUAUUGUGUCCGGUCACGACGGGGGCACAGGGGCCAGUUCCUGGACCGGUAUCAAGAAUGCCGGCUUGCCCUGGGAACUUGGCAUUGCGGAGACCCAUCAGGUGCUCGUGAAUAAUCACACCCGCUCCAAGGUCGUUCUCCAGGCUGAUGGACAGAUUAGAACCGCUCGAGAUGUUGUCAUCGCCGCCAUUCUUGGUGCAGACGAAUUUGCCAUGUCGACGGCUCCGCUGAUUGUAUUAGGCUGCACUAUGAUGCGCAAGUGUCACUUGAAUACCUGCCCAGUUGGCAUCUGCACACAGGACCCGAUUCUUCGAAGGAAGUUCGCUGGACUUCCAGAACACCUCAUCAAUUACUUCUUCCUACUCGCGGAGGACGUUCGACAGAUCUUGUCACAGCUUGGCUUCACGCGAUUAAACGAUCUAACCGGACGAACAGAACUGCUUCAGGCCUCUCCGACGCUGCGUCUGGCACGCUCUCUGCCCCCAGACCGCCACUGGGACAGACGUCUGCUGAUCGCGGCGAUUCCGCUCAUCGAGACACCGGGCGUCGACGUGCUGCCGGUCGUGCGGAUCUCUGGAGCCAUCACCAACGAGGACAGGGCCUUCGGGGCGUCCUUAAGCUACGCGAUUUCCAUGAAGUACAACGAAGCAGGCCUUCCGAAGACCAGAAGACUAGAGGUCAACCUUCGCGGACACGCGGGUCAAUCGUUCUGCGCCUUCCUGGCACCGGGUGUGUACGUGAGUCUAGCAGGCGACGCCAACGACUACGUGGCGAAGGGACUCUCAGGUGGCUACGUGACCAUAGUGCCUGCGUCGCGUCUCCUCACAAAGAACUUCCACUCAGAGGACCACAUCAUCGUCGGGAACGCGUGCCUCUACGGUGCCAUCGAAGGUCGUGUCUUCAUCCGUGGCCAAGCUGCUGAGAGGUUCUGUGUCCGCAAUUCCGGCGCUAUUGUCGUUGCUGAAGGCUGCGGCGACCACGGCUGCGAGUACAUGACGGGUGGCCGAGUGGUGUUGCUUGGUCGGUCGGGUCGCAACUUCGCCGCGGGCAUGUCUGGCGGUCUGGCCUUCGUCUACGACGCCGACAAGGUCUUCGAGGCGCGUUGCAACCGACAGCUCGUGAGCCUGGAGAACAUGACGCCAGAGAACGAGUACACCGUGUGGCUGUUCACAAUCAUCAAGACCUUCUUCGACGAGACCGGUUCCUUGGUUGCGCGUAACAUCUUGAAGCACUGGGAUACGGAGUUGGGCAAUUUUGUUCUGGUCUUCCCCCACGAAUACCGACUUGCCCUCGCUGCUGCUUCAUCCGCACCUUCAGCCGACACAACAGCUGAGAAGGCUGCGCUCACGAAUGGAGAUAGUCAUGUGAACGGCGACAUUGAAGACGUCCUCGGUUCUGGCGAGGUCGCUGAGGAGAAGCCGGAUAAAUUACGUGGUUUCGUGAAGUAUCCACGCACGAAGUUCAAGUAUCGCCAGGUGGACGAACGCCUCAACGACUGGGCAGAGGUGUACGCGCAUCGAAGCAUACGCAGGACCCUCAAAACACAGGCAGCGCGAUGCAUGGACUGUGGUGUGCCAUUCUGUCAGUCGAGCUUCGGAUGUCCCCUUGGCAACCAGAUUCCCAAUUGGAACGAUCUUGUGUACAACGACAACUGGAAUGCGGCUCACGACGCGAUGGUCCAGACCAAUAAUUUCCCAGAAUUCACUGGCCGUGUUUGUCCAGCGCCGUGUGAAGGCGCAUGCGUGCUCGGCAUCAUCGACCAACCUGUUACCAUCAAAAACAUUGAGUGCGCCAUCGGAGAGGUUGGUUGGGAACGAGGACUCAAUGUUCCCAGACCUGUGCCGCUCUCGAAGCAGACUGGAAGGCGUGUUGCCAUCGUUGGAUCGGGUCCCGCUGGCCUGGCUUGUGCUGCUCAGUUAAUUAAGGUCGGGCACAAGGUCGUGGUUCUGGAACGCCGCGAUCUUCCCGGAGGUCUUCUGCGCUAUGGCAUUCCAACAAUGAAGCUUGACCGUCGCAUACUAGAUCGACGUCUCGACCUCAUGCGUGCUGAUGGCGUCGAAUUCGUCUGCAACACCCAGGUUGGUGGUCAACCCGCUGGAAGUCAGCUACUUCAGGAUUUCGACGCUGUUGUCCUGUGUCUAGGAUCCACCUGGCCGCGUGAUAUCAAUGUUCCCGGUCGAGACCUUGAUGGAAUCCACUUUGCUGUGAAGCUGCUGCUCAAACAGGAGUUUUCCGCCGACGUGGCAACCCUGGCCAAAGGCAAACGCGUGGUUGUCCUCGGUGGUGGUGACACCGGUGUGGAUUGUAUGGCCACGGCAGCACGACAGGCGAGUUGUGUUCCUCCUACCUACCCUUCUCGCGAUCACCAGACAAACCCCUGGCCAGAAUGGCCGAUCAUUUUCCGCACCGACUACGGCCACGAGGAGGUCACAGUGCGUUUCGGCAAGGACCCGCGUAACUUCAAUAUUCUCACGAAGGAGUUCAUUCCUACGCCUGAUGGCAAGUCGGUUGCGGGUCUCCGAACUGUGUCUGUCAAAUGGGAGAAGUCUGGGGACGGAAGGCUGAAUAUGGUCGAGGUUCCAGGUACGCCUGCACCGAGAGGGUACUGGACUGCGACCUGGUGCUCCUCGCGAUGGGUUUCCUUGGACCCGAGAAGUCUGUCCUGGAGGAACUGGUUCUGGAAUGCGACGCGCGGUCGAACAUCAAAACACCCAACGGACACUAUGUCUCCUCCGUCCCACGAGUCUACGCCGCCGGAGACUGCCGUCGUGGCCAGUCGCUCGUGGUCCACGCAAUCAACGAAGGUCGACAAGCGGCCCGUCAGGUGGAUAUUGACUUGAUGGGGAACAGCGUGCUGCCCGGUCCAGGCGGUGUGGUUCUCCCCGAGAACACGAAGGUUGAACUCGUAAAAAAUGCGGACAUCUAA
Mesocestoides corti is the source of this 5852-nucleotide messenger RNA. The record is from the annotation of a GenBank genome assembly. Lineage: Eukaryota; Metazoa; Platyhelminthes; Cestoda; Cyclophyllidea; Mesocestoididae.